AUGGAGAAAAAUUACAAUAGCAACGAGCAAAACCAGGCGAAGGAUGAUGGAGCUUCAAAUUUGAGACGAAGGACGCAUGAAUUGGCUUCAACAUCGACACAAAAGUGGCGUUUUCCACCAGGCUACCGUUUCAUAACCACCGACCACGAACUCAUCGUUGACUACUUAAUGAAGAAAGUCAACAAUGACCCAAUUCCAGUUGAUGAGAUGAGUGAAGUUGAACUUUACCUCUGGUCUCCUGAGUCCCUCGCUGAGAGAUACCCUCAACUUGGGGACAAGGAAUGGUACUUCUUCACUCCACGUGACCGUAAGUAUCCUAACGGGAGCAGGCCGAGUCGGUCUGUCAAAGAAGGAGGCUAUUGAAGGCUACGGGUGCCGACAGACCAAUUUUUUCAGGCAGUGGCGAAAUAAUAGGAAGGAAAAAGGCUCUUGUUUUCUACAUAGGAAAUCCAAAGCCGAGAGAAGGACAAAAAACCAAUUGGAUCAUGCAUGAGUACAAACUCAACACUCCUUCCAAGAGCCCCAAUUGUAAUGGUAUGAGGUUAGAUGAUUGGGUCCUAUGCCGGAUCUACAAAAAGCCGGAAAGGUCGAAUAAAAAGCAAAGGGAUGUCGAUGACGGUGUUCCUGACGAUGAGGACUCCAGCAUGCUGGAGUCCCCAUUGUUAGGCGAUAGCAGUGAAUUGGAAGACAACAACAAAGGCAAUAUUGUGAUCAUGGAAGAUGACAACAAAGGCAUUGUGGUGAUGGAGCAAAUGGCCGAACAGAGUCAGAUGAUCACGAGCAAUGAUAAUGGCAUUAGAGAUGUGAAUGUUUACCACCAAAACCAGUUGUUGUCAGAUAACAGUUACCAAUUGUCGACUAACAGUUACGGCAUGAACUUCCCAUACGUAGCCGACCAUUUUGACAACCACCUAUAUUGGGCUCCUAUCACCAUAAUCCAAUGGGAUUCGUGUGGCCGCAUGAGAGUAGUAGCUAUCUUCCACUCCAACAUCCGUUGGAUAUUAGCGACAUGGAAUUUGUUGAUCAAUGUUUAAGGACCAACGAGGGUGAUGAGGCUCCUAAUGAUGGAGANUAUAUAGUCGCUUUGAUUUUAUGAAACUUUUAUAUAUAUAUAUAUGUUUGUGGGAAGAUCAUUUGAGUUUUUCUUAGCUUUUUGGCAUUAAGAUUUUACUAUGUUUGUUUUUUUGAAUGUAUUUCUCUAUGGGAACGAGGAUAUAUAAUACUGUCUGAAAGUGAGGAUAUGUGCUAGCCUAUUACUCAGGAAUCGAAAAUUAUGAUUAUAUAGAUCUAUGUAUAUAAUA
Striga asiatica is the source of this 1301-nucleotide messenger RNA. NCBI's taxonomy places the organism in Eukaryota, Viridiplantae, Streptophyta, Magnoliopsida, Lamiales, Orobanchaceae. The record is from the annotation of a GenBank genome assembly.